AUGGCACACCGGAUCGUAACCCAGAUAGUCCUCACGGGCGGUCGGGUCUUUGGAAGAGCCUUUGCGGAAGCAUAUAAGCAAGCCUCGGCCGCGUCGAAAUAUGCAGCCCAGGCGCAAAACGGCAACGGAACCGCGGCCAACAACUUCGCCUCCUCGGGUCUUACGCUCGAUGAAGCCUGCAAGAUCCUGAAUGUGAAGCCUCCAAUGAGCGGCGAGGCAAACAUGGAACACACAAUGGAACGUUUCAAGAAGCUGUUUGACGCAAAUGAUCCGAAGAAGGGAGGGAGCUUUUACCUCCAGAGCAAAAUCCUACGCGCCCGCGAGCGGAUCGAGAUGGAGGUGCGAGAUGCCGAGCGCAAGGCUGCCAUGGAGAAAGAAGUGAAAGAAGGGUGGAAACCGAAGGUGUAUAAGGAUCGGUGA
This is a messenger RNA of Histoplasma mississippiense, 420 nucleotides long. Its product is annotated as mitochondrial import inner membrane translocase subunit tim-16. Gene Ontology annotation, cellular component: TIM23 mitochondrial import inner membrane translocase complex. The record is from RefSeq and is a predicted model, not a curated record. Bases 1 to 420 code for a protein of 139 amino acids. Gene Ontology annotation, biological process: protein import into mitochondrial matrix. Lineage: Eukaryota; Fungi; Ascomycota; Eurotiomycetes; Onygenales; Ajellomycetaceae. The transcript has 2 exons.